GUGAGCAUAGUUCAUAUUGUGUGUGUUUGGCUAGUCUCUAGUUGCAAUCAUGUUGGCCUCAGUUCUAGCACUAGCAUUUCUUCCUUUAGUUCUCAGUCAGGCAGACCCUACUAAGGUCUGCAUGCCUGACACUAUUGAAUUCAUAACAGUUGAUUUAGUGACAGAUCAAAUAGCAGUUGUUUCAAUAGACUUCACAAAGAAGCUACUUUCAAGUGUUUCACCAAACAGAACAGUUGUUGAUGAUAUUGCUAAUUCAAAGAGCUAUGUGAUAGAUGCCACAGGAAAUUGUCAGUCCUAUGAUGCUCCUUUAUCUGCUCUGUACCCACAGUGCUUACCUGCAACUGCCCAACUUGAGGACAACAUUUAUAUUGGAUUUGGACCUGAGAGGCUACAAGCCGAAGCUUGGUUCAUCAAUCCAUACAGUGGAGGCACUUUAAGGCUAGCCUUCAGCAAGCAGCCCAACCAGCCAAGCUACCCUGUUCUGUCAAAGUUUGUUGACAGCAAUGGAGAUGUAUUUACAACCUUCUACGUCAACCCCAAUACAACCAUAUCCAACCCAGAUAGCUUCAAAAUUCCAGACCCCUGCCCACCAUCUGUCAUUGUGUAAACCAGGGCAAGAGAUUUUAAUAUCACACAAUAUGUCUGUCAAAGCUAUUGGUUUUUUUAUUUUAUUUGCGUAAUGUUUUGAAUUUUAAUAAAAAUACAAUAAGCAC
Molecule: messenger RNA, 713 nt
Organism: Physella acuta
Lineage: Eukaryota; Metazoa; Mollusca; Gastropoda; Physidae
Biological process (GO): cell-matrix adhesion
Cellular component (GO): lysosome; extracellular region
Molecular function (GO): calcium ion binding
Source: RefSeq, a predicted model, not a curated record